AUGUGGCGCCUGCAGGGAAUUCGAGCCGUUCCCAAAGAAAAUUGGGAUUAUUUCAUCCCUGGCUCCGUGCCCUGGCUGGAGGGUUUUUUUGGGAUUUUUGCCCUUUCCCAGAGGGAGCCAUGGGGUUGGCAGCCCCAGCCUGGCCGCAGCUCCCGUGCCCUCCCUGCUGGGAGCUCCUGGGGCUCUCCAAGGCUCGGAAUUCCCGCUGGGAAUGACUGGAAACAGGAGCAGGACCCGAACCCAUCCCCAGCCCUGCCGGGAUUUGGGGUCCAGGAGGUGACAGAUCCCACCCGGGAGAGGAAGAAAAUCCCAAAAAAACCAGGAAUUACUGCCGAGGGAUGCCUGGAGCAGCCGCGGGUCCCCUCCUCGCCCAGGAUCGACAUCCCGAGGGAUCCCCCUGGCUUCAGGUUCUCUGCACUUUUAUUGUCACCAACUCCUCUGGAAAAGGUUUUCUUUGGGAGAGAAGACUUUGGAAAAGCUUCUUUGGAAAAGGCAACUUUGGGAAAAAAAUUUUUGGAAAAGGAAUCUUGGGAAACGACCUCUUUGGACAAGGCCACUUUGGAAAAAGCCUCUUGGGAAAAGAUCAUUUUGGAAAAGUCUGUCUGGAAAAGGAGUCUUGGGAACGACCUCUUUGGGAAAGGCCACUUUGAAAAAAGCCUCUUUGGAAUAGGCAGUUUGGAAAAGAACUCUUUGGAAAAAACCAUUUUGGAAAAGCCUCUUAGAAAGAGCUCCUUGGGAAGAGACUCUUGGGAAAAAUCCCCUUGGGAAAAAUCCCCUUGGGAAAAAUCCCCUUUGGAAAAAUCCCCUUGGGAAAAAUCCCCUUGGGAAAAAUCCCCUUGGGAAAAAUCCCCUUGGGAAAAAUCCUCUUUGGAAAAAUCCCCUUGGGAAAAAUCCUCCUUGGAAAAAUCCUCCUUGGAAAAAUCCUCUUUGGAAAAAUCCCCUUGGGAAAAAUCCCCUUGGGAAAAAUCCUCUUUGGAAAAAUCCCCUUGGGAAAAAUCCUCUUUGGAAAAAUCCCCUUUGGAAAAAUCCCCUUGGGAAAAAUCCCCUUUGGAAAAAUCCCCUUGGGAAAAAUCCCCUUGGGAAAAAUCCCCUUGGGAAAAAUCCUCCUUGGAAAAAACCUCCUUGGGAAAAAUCCUCUUUGGAAAAAUCCCCUUGGGAAAAAUCCCCUUUGGGAAAAUCCCCUUGGGAAAAAUCCUCUUUGGAAAAAUCCUCUUUGGAAGAGCCCAGUUUGGAGAAGGCCACUUUGGAAAAGCCUUUUUUGGACAAGUCCUCUUUGGAAAAACCUUUUUUGCAAGAAACCUCUUUGGAAAAGCCCAUUUGGGAGAGGCCCGUUUGGGGCAAGCCUGUUUGGAAAAGGCAUCUUUGGAAAAGUUGGGAAGAGCCUUUUCUGGAAAAACCCUCUUUGGAAAAGACCUCCUUGGACAAAGCCAGUUAGGGAUAAUCCUGUUUGGAUGAAUCUUUCCUUCAGUUUAAUACAAUUUCCCAUUGUUUCCCAUGCCCAGAA
Messenger RNA from Serinus canaria (Common canary), 1504 nucleotides. RefSeq lists its product as uncharacterized. The transcript is spliced from 3 exons. Gene Ontology annotation, molecular function: calcium ion binding. Gene Ontology annotation, biological process: negative regulation of protein sumoylation. NCBI's taxonomy places the organism in Eukaryota, Metazoa, Chordata, Aves, Passeriformes, Fringillidae. The record is from RefSeq and is a predicted model, not a curated record. The coding region runs from base 1 to 1455 and encodes 484 amino acids.